AUGGACCAAAAGAAGGCGUACAUAACCUGCCUAGCAUCAUAUUCGAUUUAUACCAUUUCAGAUUCCCAGUAUGAUGAAAUGCUGCUUGUCAAAUCCACCCAUGCGGCAACUUUGCAAAAUUCAUCAUUAAAUGGAGAGAAAGUACUUGUGAUUUCUGCUCAACAAUUAAAGUUAAAGUAUCAUACUGUUAGGAUUCCUCCAGGUGGAGCAUGGUUAAAAUGCGCCGAAUCUCCACAAAUGAUUAGCUACGCUAUAGAAUUGACUAGUGUAACUACCUCAUUAGAUCCAACCUAUUAUGGUGGUGAAUAUUACAAAAUAAAUAAUUACAAACCUACUGAGGUAGGCUAUGGAUUCUAUGCUGAGGUUACCGAUUUAAAGAAAUAUAUUAUAUCAUCAGUAUGUGGAGAAUUCGGUCCAGGAGCUACGGUUGCUUGUGCGAGAGAAGGUCCAAUUAACGCGCGCGGAAUUUGGUGUUUAGCUAUAUCUAACCCAUUUAUCAAUAACCAAAAUGUUAAAGUUGUUGUUUCGUUUACUCAAAGUGUAUUUGUUGAAGGUUCAUAUAGGAAGGAUCCUGACCAAAAUGAUACCACCGUACAAGAUAACCUUUCGUUCAUCAAAGCUCCUUACAAGAACAAAAAGAGAAAUUUUGGACGUAAUAAAACAUUUCGUCUCGAUAGCUCUUUUUAA
Funneliformis mosseae is the source of this 687-nucleotide messenger RNA. The record is from the annotation of a GenBank genome assembly. Lineage: Eukaryota; Fungi; Glomeromycota; Glomeromycetes; Glomerales; Glomeraceae.